Molecule: messenger RNA, 3513 nt
Organism: Sitophilus oryzae (rice weevil)
Lineage: Eukaryota; Metazoa; Arthropoda; Insecta; Coleoptera; Curculionidae
Gene: Ac3
Product: adenylate cyclase type 3
Exons: 21
Coding region: 108-3392 (1094 amino acids)
Biological process (GO): cAMP biosynthetic process; intracellular signal transduction; adenylate cyclase-activating G protein-coupled receptor signaling pathway
Cellular component (GO): plasma membrane
Molecular function (GO): adenylate cyclase activity
Source: RefSeq, a predicted model, not a curated record
GUUUUUGCUUAUAGAAACAAUAACAACAAUGAAAUAUAAAUACUGAAGAAAUUACAAAAAUAAAAAUCAAAGAAUUAUAUAUUAUACGUCAAAUAUUACAAAUAAAUAUGUCCGCUCAACAAAACGAACUCGACAAAGAAACAAAGGACAAUCAAUUGGCCGGCAAAAUGAAAGAAAUGUGCUACAUUUUUAAUACUUUCUCCGAUCAUUCGCUAGAAUGGCUCUAUCAGAGUUUCAGCGUCAAGCAAAAACGGGCUGGAUUAAAGUGCUUUGUGAUAACGGCGAUACUAUUUGAUAUUUAUAUGCUCGUGGUAGGAUUCUCCACAGAUGUCCUCACAAUCAGCACCAUACUGUUCUUCCUCGUUAUCAACAUUCUACUCUUCGUCCUGAGCACGAAAGACCUCAUCAAGAGCAAAGUGUUCUGGGCAGCGUUGCCUCACAUCUGCUGGCACGUUGCCAACAUUCAAAUAAUGGCAACGCUGUUCCUGAAGAGGAACGAGGUAACCUUGAGGGACAGCCUCGGCUGGGUUCUGCUCCUGGACUACUUGAUUUACGUCACGUUGCCCUUGAGACUGCGAUACUGUAUCUUCUUGAGUUUUGGAACUUGUGCAUCGUACGUGAUUGCUUUGGUGGCAUCAUCCAAGUCGGACUUGCACUUAACUCAACAGCAUAUUUCUAAUUUAGUAUUGCUACUAACAUCCAACAUACUCGGCCUCACAUCAUAUCUUGUUGAAGACAAACAACAACGAAGAGCUUUCCUAGAAACCAGACAAUCCCUAGAAGUAAAAUUGGUGAUAGAGGAACAAAGUGCUGAACAGGAAAGGCUUUUACUCUCUGUUCUUCCCGAACACGUAGCUGUACAAAUGAGACAAGACUUGGAUCAGGCAGACAGUCAGUUUAAGAAAAUUUAUAUGAGCCGACAUGAAAAUGUCAGUAUUUUAUACGCAGACAUUGUGGGUUUCACAGCCAUCUCAUCUACAUAUUCCGCACAAGAAUUAGUUAAAAUGCUAAACGAAUUAUUCGCGAGGUUCGAUAAGCUAGCCGAGAAAUACCAGCAGUUAAGGAUCAAAAUUCUUGGUGACUGCUACUACUGCAUUAGUGGAGCUCCAAUUGAAAGACCUGAUCAUGCCGUUCUUUGUGUUCACAUGGGACUAUCUAUGGUUAAAGCGAUAAAGUAUGUUCAGCAAACUGCCAACUCCCCCGUGGACAUGAGGGUGGGAAUUCACACGGGAGCUGUUUUGGCGGGUGUAUUGGGUCAGCGCCAAUGGCAAUUCGACGUCUAUUCGAAAGAUGUCGAACUGGCCAAUAAAAUGGAGAGUAGCGGUAUGGCUGGGAGGGUCCAUAUUUCCGCUACCACAUUAUCAUUCCUGAAUGGAGAAUUCGAAGUGGAACCGGCAUUCGGUGAAAAAAGAGAUGAAACGCUGAGAAUCGCCGGAUUGAAGACCUAUUUCAUCGGGAAGGUGCUCAAACCGUUUGAACCGCCACAAAAGGAAGUACAAAAUGGGGAAACUACCAUUGUCCCAGAUGCAGAUAGCUGUGUUAUAUCCGAACUUAGAACAAUAAUAGACGAUAAAAAUGGUACAGAAAUUGUUAGAUCAAGAGAAGAUUCGGCAGAGUUUAAAUCAAGGUUAAGAAAAGAAUUGGUAAGCCGUGAUGGCCAUAUGGAACUAGCAAAAAAUACCACAUUUAUUACCUUAUCUUUUACGGACCCCCAAAAGGAAAAAUCCUAUUACAGACAUAUAGAGAGCUCUUCAAGUUUCAUAUUGAUGAUGUUUAUAGUCGUUAGAUUAGGAAUAGGAAUAUGUGUUCUAGUAAUUCUACCAAGUGGCUUGUCCAUAGAUGUGACUUAUCUUACAGAAAAUGGAUUGUUUUUUAUGUUAGUAAUAAUGGCUAUAAUAGAAGAAUUUCCAGGAGUUUCUAACUGCUGUAAAGCUUACAAAGAAUCGAUGAUAGUGAGAAUGAUAUUAGCCACACUUUGCGUAUUAACACUUGGAGUGAUAAAUAGUCUAGACACUAUGUCUUGCAUCGAUCUUAAACCGCAGCCAUCCAAUUGCAGCAUCGGCAGCAACGAGUUUGACAUAAACGCCUUCUGUCUCUACCCCUCCUACUUCAGCUACUUUGCCGUUUUGAUUUUAAUAGCUUCGUCGCUCCCGGCAUGUCUGCCAUAUCUCUGGAAAACGUUCCUGAUGAUAGCGGUGACCGCUGGCCAGUGCGGGGUCAACGUGUUUCUGGCAGGAAAUAGUUUGGAUUGCGAAGAGUUGAGGCAACACUGGACGAGCAUAGGUAGAGGAAAAUAUACUCUUUCUGGGCUUCUGUUAGCAGUCACUGCAGCUCUGGUGUUUGUAGCGCGCCAUACAGAGCAAGUUGCUAGAGUACUAUUCCUGUGGAGAUCCCAAGUAGAAGAACAACGCGAUUGUGCUAAAGACUUGAAGCGGCGAAACGAGGCACUAGUGUAUAAUAUUUUACCUCCCCACGUAGCUGCGCAUUUUAUGGGAAACAGAAACAGAAAUCACGACGAACUAUACUCACAGAGUUAUGAAGAAGUUGGAGUUUUGUUUGCAUCAAUGCCUAAUUUUUCAGAUUUUUAUUCAGAAGAAACUGUAAAUAAUCAGGGUCUAGAAUGCCUAAGGUUCCUGAAUGAAGUGAUAUCUGAUUUCGAUGCGCUUUUAGAACUUCCACAGUACCAAGAUAUAAUAAAAAUCAAGACAAUCGGCUCGACCUACAUGGCUGCCAGUGGCCUAAAUCCUACCAGACAAAUUAAGCCUGACGAUCCUAUACAAGUUCGAUGGGCACACUUAGCCCUGUUAGUUGAAUUCGCCCUCGACCUAAAAAAGGCCCUACAAAGCAUCAACGAACAAUCAUUCAAUCAUUUCGUGUUAAAGUUAGGAAUAAACCACGGUCCAAUCACAGCAGGCGUUAUUGGAGCCCGUAAACCCCAUUAUGAUAUUUGGGGAAAUACGGUUAAUGUCGCUUCUAGAAUGGAAAGUACGGGAAAAGCUGGUUGCAUACAGGUAACAGAGGAAACUUGCCAGAUUCUCGAAGCUUUCAACUAUCAGUUCGAACAGCGCGGCCUAGUGGCAGUCAAGGGAAAAGGCCAACUAAUGACGUAUUACCUACUGGGUAAAACAGGUAAAAUCACGCCACCUACCGCUCCAAUCUCGCCCGUCAUGAUAACAAUGGACACUGUAAACGAAGAGGACGAAUCGCACGGCAGCCUAACCUCGAAAUCGGAAGAGAAAACAUCGGAGAAAACUGUAAUUGAAUGCUCGGACAAGGCGGACGAUGAAGUUUUUAUACUAGAAACGGAAAAUUCGGAAUUGCAGGAUAAGAAGGAGAUUGAAAUUAAGGAUUCGAACGAGGCUACUUUGUUGUUGAGUUCUUGUGAGGAUUGAAUCGUUGAGAGAUAUAGAGAAAAGUUAUUUUGUAAAGACUGAUUACUUUGUUAUUGUCUCAAUUAAGUUUUUAACGGCUCUAAUACUAUUAGUCCAAGCGCCGGGUGCAAAAACGCGCAAG